AAGCCUAAUCAAACAGGACUUGCCAGUCUCGGGUUUUAUCGUUCUCCUAGCCAACGCCUUGGGGAAAGACUGCUAGCAGUUUUACGGAAGAGGGGACCCGGAGCCCAUCCCGAGGUGAUGCGCAAUGAGUUUGGUGCACUUUGGCUCGUUCAAAAACACACAAACAUUCCACCUCCGAUGCCGAUAGACUUCACCUUCAUCCGCUGCGAUGUCGAUGGUGAGGAUUAG
Molecule: messenger RNA, 228 nt
Organism: Pyricularia pennisetigena
Lineage: Eukaryota; Fungi; Ascomycota; Sordariomycetes; Magnaporthales; Pyriculariaceae
Exons: 2
Source: RefSeq, a predicted model, not a curated record